Maniola jurtina (meadow brown) is the source of this 3001-nucleotide messenger RNA. RefSeq names its product arylsulfatase I-like. The transcript is spliced from 12 exons. Lineage: Eukaryota; Metazoa; Arthropoda; Insecta; Lepidoptera; Nymphalidae. The record is from RefSeq and is a predicted model, not a curated record. Bases 793 to 2238 code for a protein of 481 amino acids.
AUACACACUGGCGAGUAACGUCUGUUUGUUGUUUAUACGCCGAACAUCGACGCCCUCGCAGCGUCGGGCCUCAUGCUGCACAACUACUACGUCACGCCCAUAUGUACACCCUCCAGAGCCGCGCUCAUGACCGGCAAAUACCCGAUACACACUGGCGAGUAACGUCUGUUUGUUGUUUAUACGCCGAACAUCGACGCCCUCGCAGCGUCGGGCCUCAUGCUGCACAACUACUACGUCACGCCCAUAUGUACACCCUCCAGAGCCGCGCUCAUGACCGGCAAAUACCCGAUACACACUGGCGAGUAACGACUGUUUGUUGUUUAUACGCCGAACAUCGACGCCCUCGCAGCGUCGGGCCUCAUGCUGCACAACUACUACGUCACGCCCAUAUGUACACCCUCCAGAGCCGCGCUCAUGACCGGCAAAUACCCGAUACACACUGGCGAGUAACGUCUGUUUGUUGUUUAUACGCCGAACAUCGACGCCCUCGCAGCGUCGGGCCUCAUGCUGCACAACUACUACGUCACGCCCAUAUGUACACCCUCCAGAGCCGCGCUCAUGACCGGCAAAUACCCGAUACACACUGGCGAGUAACGUCUGUUUGUUGUUUAUACGCCGAACAUCGACGCCCUCGCAGCGUCGGGCCUCAUGCUGCACAACUACUACGUCACGCCCAUAUGUACACCCUCCAGAGCCGCGCUCAUGACCGGCAAAUACCCGAUACACACUGGCGAGUAACGUCUGUUUGUUGUUUAUACGCCGAACAUCGACGCCCUCGCAGCGUCGGGCCUCAUGCUGCACAACUACUACGUCACGCCCAUAUGUACACCCUCCAGAGCCGCGCUCAUGACCGGCAAAUACCCGAUACACACUGGCAUGCAACACACAGUGCUAUUUGGCGCGGAGCCUCGUGGUCUGCCGUUGCCGGAAAAGCUUCUGCCAGAGUACCUCAAGGAUGUCGGAUACAGAACCCACUUAGUGGGCAAAUGGCAUCUCGGCUCCUACAAGAAAGAAUACCUGCCUAUGUACAGAGGAUUCGACAGCCACGUUGGAUUCUGGACAGGCAAGAUCGAUAUGUACGACCACACCAAUCAGGAAAAGGGGCAUUGGGGCUUCGACUUCAGACGAGGGUUCUCGGUAGCUCAUGAUCUCUUCGGUGAAUACGCAACCGACAUCUACACGAAGGAAGCUGUCAAGGUUAUUAACAGCCACAACAAAAGCGAGCCGUUAUUCCUGAUGGUGGCGCACUCAGCGGUGCACAGCGGCAACCCGAGUGAAUAUAUCCGCGCUCCGGACGGCUUGGUCGCUAACUUCACUCGCAUUGAGAACUUUCAGAGACGGAAGUUUGCUGCCGUAUUGACAAAAUUGGACGAGUCGGUUGGUAAAGUGGUGGAAGCCCUGGACGCAAGAGGUCUGUUGGAGAACAGUAUCGUCAUCUUCACCACUGACAACGGCGGCCCAGCUGAGGGGUUCAACGAUAAUGCAGCGUCUAAUUAUCCUUUGAGAGGGGUCAAAAAUACUCUGUGGGAAGGCGGAGUGAGAGGCGCGGGGUUGAUGUGGAGUCCGCUGAUCGCUAAGAAGGCCCGCGUCGCCUCACAGCGGUUCCACCUGGUGGACUGGCUGCCUACCCUGCUGAGCGCCGCGGGAGCUAAUGUGAGCACACUGGCGUACAUAGACGGAAUGGACCAAUGGAACACUCUGUCGAAUGAUCUCGAGCCGUGCAGGACCACUAUUGUUCACAACAUUGACGAUAUCUUGGGAAGUGCUUCUAUAACGGUCGGAAAAUGGAAAUUGCACAAAGGUACCAACUACGGGGGCGCCUGGGACUACUGGUACGGACCGAGCGGCCGAGAGGGCGCCUAUGACGUCACUCUGGUUCAGACGUCACUUGCCGGGUGCGCCAUCAGUAGAAUGGGCCUCAUGCCUGACAACGAGAAGGUCCUGGAGCUCAGACAGGCGGCAACAAUAAAGUGCGACAGAAAAAAUCAGAUAGUUUGCAACGCGUUGAAAGCACCGUGCUUGUACAACAUCGAGGAGGAUCCCUGCGAGACCAGAAAUCUUGCUGACGAAGAACCAGCAGUGCUAGCAGAACUACUCCAGGAAUUGGCCAAAGUGAACCGAACUGCUGUACCGCCGAACAACAAACCCCUAGAUCCUGUAGGGAACCCCAUGUACUGGGGGUAUGUUUUCACCAAUUUCGGCGACUACAAAACCCCUCCACUAAAUGUCGAAUAUUGAGAUCAAUUAAUUAAAAUUAAAAUUGAGGUCAAACAAUCUGCCUAAUUUAUUUGACUUAGGAAAAUGAAAAAAAUAAGUGCUAUUUAAGUGGGUAAAUUUAUUAUUUUAUUCCAUUUUAUCCAAGCCUACCUCAAUAAUUAAUAAUAAUAAGUACCUAGAUAGAUAUAUACUCCGCGACAGAUUGAGAUGGCAAUCGGGGUAUGAGGCGGGGGGACGCCCCGAACACCCGCACGUCACACGCGCGCGUCACGGGGUUGUACGGAUGUGCGAGUCGUUCCCUCCCCGAUUGCCAUUACAAAUUACAAGCUGUUUUUUUGUCCAAAUAGAUGUCGUUGUAUAGGUACUUACCUAGGUAAUUAUGCUGUCCCUAAAUGUCAGAAUGAUAUUCCACCUGCACCGAUUCAAUAUACUUAGGUACUUACCUAGGUACGAAAUGUAAAUUAUUACACUUAAUGGAUAGUUAAAAUCAGGAAAUCCAACAAUUAUUAUAUACUUACUUUGUUAUUAUAUGAUAAUCGAAUAAUUAUAAUGCAAUUAUUGGAUUUCCUGAUUUUUAAAAUAAUAGUCCGUCAAAAAAAAAAUUAACAAUUUUUUUUUAUAAAAGCACCUAAUAGAUACAAAAGAAAAUUAUUGUUGAGACUAAAAUAAGAAAAUGUAUUAACAUUAAGGGUACCUACCUAACUAGUUAUAGAAAUAGACUUUAUUAUGCCUUUUUAGUCAUAGAAUUAAGUACAAAAUAAAUAAUAAAUCAUUUUAAGUCUAG